CGACUUCUUGCUGUUUUAACUCGACAUAACCUGGAAAAACGUCACAAUAUAUUUUUUUAAAGGUGUUAAUUUUGACUUUAAACAAUUAAGGCAACACUUAAAGAUAACGUCCUGUCAGCUAAAGUUGCUGUCACCGUCAGUAUCACCGACAGUAUCGUGAAUUAGCUACACCUCCGUUUGCCAGCCAUUAGCAACCGUUGGGAUACAUGCAGUGUUUCCAGUAUCACAAGGAAAUUGCAGGACACGGAAAACAAUAAGCAGCAGUAUAAAUAAACAAGGUAACCUGUCUGUUUGAGGGCUUGUGACUCAGCAAAGUGCUCCCAGAAACAAACAAUAAAGCUCUGGGGAGAGUGCAUCUCCCCCGGCCUCCCAUGGCACCCCUGCCUGCUUCGUCAGUCCAGGGAUGACAGUCACCCCUAAAAAACACAGCGCUCAGCCCGGUUCCUCCUCUUACAGCAACACAAUUUCCAGAUCUGGUGCGGUGCAGAUGGAUGAGACUGAUGGCCUGCGACUGAAGCACUCCUCUGCUGAAGACUCCCUGUCGCUAUCUUCCUUGGCUGAGCCCAUCAACCUAGAAGAUUCCCAUUAUGCCGUGCUGCGAGACGAGAUCGACUCCGACCACCAGAACCUGGAGGCGGAGUCAUGGAGCGUGGCUGUGGACCAGAACUACCUGAAGGCCCUGAACAAAGAGGCUGUUAAGAGACAGGACGUCAUCUAUGAGUUGAUCCAGACAGAGAUGCACCAUGUGCGCACCUUAAAAAUCCUUCUCCACGUCUACAUGCACGAGUUGAGGCAGUCAUUGCUGAUAGAGGAGGCCAAGCUGGAGCGGCUCUUCCUGGGGGUAGAAAACCUGCUCGCCCUCCACCAGCUCUUCCUUAACCGCCUCAAAAUGCACCAAAACCAAAGUCAGGAGGAAGGAAGCCCAAACAACUACCAGAUCACACAGCUGGGGGAUAAUCUCAUAUCUCAGUUUUCAGGUGCUCUGGGAGAAGGAAUGAUGGAGUGGUACAGUGUGUUCUGCAGUCAUCAGAAUGAGUCCAUCAGCUUCUACAAAGAGCAGCUGCAGAACAACAAGAAAAUUCAGAUCCUCGUGAGGAAAAUAGGUCAGCUGCCCCUGGUGCGAAGGUUGGGUAUCCCUGAAUGUUUUCUGUUGGUGACUCAACGCAUCACAAAAUAUCCCGUACUGGUGGAGCGAAUCAUACAGAACACUGAAGCUGACACAGACGAAUACAAGUCUCUGGUACAGGGUUUGAUGCUGAUUAAAGACACCAUCUCCCAGGUGAACGCUCAGGUCUGUGAAUAUGAGAAAGUUGUUCGCCUGAGAGAGAUCGGCCAGCGCCUGGAACCAAAGUCUCAGGGCCGGCUGAAGGACGGCCGGGUGCUCCGCAGGGAGGAUCUGCUCCAGGGAAACAGGACACUGCUGCACGAAGGAGCCGUGACCUUGAAGACCUCCGGUAGACAGAAAGACAUCCAUGCUGUGCUGCUGUCAGACGUGCUCCUCCUCUUACAAGAGAAAGAUCAGAAGCUCGUCUUUGCUGCUGUGGAGAACAAACCGCCAGUGAUCUCCCUUCAAAGGCUGAUAGUCAGGGAAGUGGCUCAUGAGGGCAAAGCCAUAUACCUUAUCUGUGCAUGCACCGUCAGCAUGCCUGAGAUGUAUGAGAUUCACACACGCUCCCAAGAGGAAUGCAUAACAUGGACAGCGCUGAUAAGGGAAGCCGUGAACAGCUACCCACAGGAGGAGCUAUACCGUGAACUGACUGCCAGACUGCAACACUUUCAAGAUAUGCUAAAGAUGAGGGAUGACCAGAUACUGCAAAGUCUGACAGAGAAGCAACAGAUCUUUGCUGCUCUCUACGAGACUGUGACAGAGCAGGAAACCCCCCACAAAGGGCUGCUACUCCGAGGAGACGCCACUGACCUCCAGCAGGGGGGGACACUGCUCAGAGGAGCCAUCAAUGAGGUGGAAAACCUGCAGAACCUGCUCUCCUCAAGAAUUAAAGACCCAAACCUUCUUUUGGAUGAGAGUAAGAUACAUGGGGGCCGGCUCAGGAGGGCCCAGACCUUUGGAGGGGUCGACAGUAGCCCUGGUGCAAGCACUAUGCAAAAUGGAGAUGCAGCUGAGAGGCCAGGCGGCAGUGAGGGCAAUCUGGUGUACAUCACUCACAGCUUCGACAAUACUGACUCUCAGUUCCACAAGAGUCACAGCUGUGAGGCCCUGGAACACUAUGCUGAUGACGAUAUGCCAGACGGCAAUUUAACCUCCAGUAAUGUACCUGAGGCAGAGGUGUAUGAUAGAGUGAUAUUGCUAGGACAGAGGCUGUACAGCCUAGAAGCAAUCAUCACCCAGCAGGACAGCCAGAUUGAGCUGCAGCACGCUUUCCAGACAAAGAGCAAGCAGCGCGCUCAUCAUUACAACAGCUUGCUGCUGGAGCAGGAGAAGCAGCGCAACUUGAAGAAGCAGAAGGAGGAACUCGCCAACUUGCACAAGCUGCAGGCGCAGCAUCAAGAGGAGCAGCAGCGCUGGGAGAAGGAGAGGGAGCGACAGAGGAUGCAGAUCGAGGCGCUGGAGGCUCAGCUGCAACAGAGGGAGGAGGACUGCCGACAGUGGGAGGAGAAGCUCAAUGAAGAGAGGGCUGAGCUGGAGAAGUUGAAGGAGGACUAUCAGCAGGACCUGGAGAGGCUGAGGGAGUCCACAAAAUCAGUGGACAAGGACAAGGAGCGUCUGAAUCAGGAGAUGAAGCGUCUGGAGCAGCUGCAGGAGAAAAUAAAGAAGUACAUCCCAGGAUACUAUGAUGAUCCUUCACAAUCCUGGAGUCUCUCCAGUUACCAGUCGUUCAGGGGGAGUAUAGUGAAUGGAGGUGGAACCUUAACACCAAAGACCCAAAUAUUGCCCACCAACGCCAGUGAAAUUCCUCCAAAGGUUCCACCGCGCAGGGAGAGCAUCAGCCCCAUGCCGGUCAAGCCUGAGCUGCCCGUCCACCUGAUCAGCACCACCAACCAGGAGUACAAGCCUGCCCCCGUGCAGCAGCAGAUCCCCACCAAGCUGGCUGCUCAGCCCAAAGGAAAGGAGAAAGGCUUCAAGACAAAGGGGUCCCACCAGAGGACGCACAGUGCAGCUGGUUUAGACGUAAGCCAGGUGCUGCCCAUCAGAGUGACCGGGAAAGAAGGAGGCAGUCUGAGAGCCAAGAGGAACAACAGUCCUCAAAGGAUCUACCAAUCAGGUGCCUUCAACCAACCAGACUCUGCCCACAGUGUGAAAAUAUCUCAGUCCUUCAGCACAAACAAGAGGAGCAGCAACGAGACUCCACCCCCACCGCCUCCUUUUCCCAAAGAAGUUCUUGAGAUGGGCAAAGAGAAGGAAAUAUUCCUUUAAUCAUAAACGACAGACUGGAGUUUGGGUAAGGCCUUUGCCAUCAUAAAGACUUUUAAACAUGGAAAGACUGAUGGAGCUGUUAAAGGACUCACACAUAUGGAGAGAGUGAUGGAGCUGUUAAAAUACUUUGGACAUGACUUCAUGACAUCCAGGUGUGUACAGCAUGAAGAGGAAAAUCGCUGUUAUUAUGUUUUAUUACUGGAAACCAGCUGUUUGCAUUCAGAUUAGCAGAACAUGAAAAAAGUAACCACUCAUGGACAUGUUUUAUAAGGAUGUGUACAUUUGUGUUAGAGGUUUAAAAAAAUGACACUGAGAAACAUUUUACUGCCAAAGACUUUUCUGAGUUUUUUUAUCAUUUUAUUUUAAAUGAAAGUAGGUUGUCUUUAACCAUUUAGCACUCGUGUCUUAACUCUUUUUAAUUUAAUGAAUGAUAAGUGCAGUGACAGGAAGCUGUAGAUUUGCCAACUUUGACAUCUGUUUAAAUAUGAGGUGCCAUACUUUUUAUUUCAUAACGAAUCAAGGUAACCGUGAACUUUGUCCUGUUGUACAGUAUGUCUUAUAAUCAAAUCAUAACUUAACAGGGUACGAGGAAGGAACUACAUUUUGGCUGACAGUGGCGGUCCGUGACUCAGUAUCAGCAGGGUUGUUUUAGUUUACAGCCAGACAGCUACUGGAAGCAUUUAUGAUAAUAUAAGAGAAUUAUUUCUCAGUGAUGUUCCAUGUUAAAUAAUGUUCUGGUAUAAUUUAACACUAUAACUGACCGCUGUCUCUUUUUGUUCCAUCUUCCAAAUCCCACCUAAUAGGUCAUUAAAUAAAAAGAGGGUUGACUUGA
Epinephelus lanceolatus (giant grouper) is the source of this 4205-nucleotide messenger RNA. Lineage: Eukaryota; Metazoa; Chordata; Actinopteri; Perciformes; Serranidae. The record is from RefSeq and is a predicted model, not a curated record.